UGUUUCCCUCCAUCUCCGCUUCUCUCCUUCAGUGCUCGGACGUUGCGUUGAGGUGCGGAUCCGAGUCCCACUCUUGGGGAAAUUUGAGGAAAGUCAGACGACGUAUACAUCUUCUCCGGAACAGCAUAUAAGACUGUUUUAACCCGUGACAACACACGCUUUCACCGCCUUUGUGCAGUUGCUUUGAAAACUCAAGUAAAAUGGAUCCAAUGACUCAAUCCGCCCAGAUAUCAUCGUCGCAAGGGUUUGCCGAUGGACAAAAUUCCGCUGCCAAAGAAUCAAAGCUAUCCGAUUCCUUUCUUUCCUCUUCGCCUGUAUCUCUCAUUCAGUCUCCUCAAGACAAAAGGGUAGUCCUGGGCUCCGAGAAGCCCUGUGAGGGUGUAGCAACAUCCCUUCGCUUUCCUUCUCAACCUGGCUCUUUCUCACCUGGAAAUUAUGGAAGUCAAGCAGGACCAUCAGAUGACCAACCAGACUCACCCAUAAAGACGUCUCCUGUCUCAGAACGAAUCAAGGCAUUGGAAGCUCUUGCAGCAAAAAAAAAGGAGCCUGACUUCCGAAGCGAUGGAGGUUUUUCUCACUAUAGAGAUCGACAUCAUGAGAAAUUUUCCUCUGAGACCCCAAAAAUUUCCAAUGAAACUCACAAGAUUUCACUGAGUGUUGAGAAAAGAGGGGGCUCUACCGAUCUUGACUCCCCUGAAUCUCCCUUUGAGGUUCUUGGAGAUUUAAGACAAGUGAAUGAAUUUGAAGAAACAGAGGAGUGGAUGAAGACCCAUUUACCUCCAGUUCCAGACUUCGAUCCUGUACAUUUAAUCAAAGGAUCCUCAGUUUCAGCAAGUGUUCCCUCAAAAGAAGCAAAGGAGGCUGAUAUUAUUAUCCCUGAUGCUCCAGAGGCUUUUGCUGGUGUCCCUGAUGCUUUCAUGGACUCUCCUGCUGCAGCACAAAAACUGAAGGAUGACUUAAUUGAUCCACAGAAUCAGCCAAGUGCUGAGGAGGAUUUUGACCUUAGUUUUUUGCCAACAGCCUACGUGUGGGAUCAGCAGGAUAAAUCUGGUCAGCAUCCAACCAAUCCUGAUCAAAUAGUUCCUGCUUCACCUGCUCCUCCUGCAGGCUUUGGAUCCCCAUCUCCUCCUGCUUCCCCACUUGUGGACAAGGAGUCGAAACAGAAUUUGGAUGACCAGAAGAGCAUUUUGACUGGAGAUCUAGAGCCUCCAGAAGCAAGUGAGGUUGACAGCUCAGGGGAGUCAGAUGAUACUGUUAUUGAAGAUGGUGUCACGGUUUCUGCCUCAGUUCCUUCUCCACCUUCUGAUGCAGUAGUUUCGAAUGAUCACACCACCACGUCAGCCUCCUCUGCUUCAAAUCCUCCCACAGAAGUAAAGGAAGCAUCAUCAGCAAAGUCUGAGAGGAAGCUAAUGCAGGUUCCAACAAUCAAUGUUAUUGAGACUGAUGAGCCAAAUUACAGUGAUGAGGAGAUGGAAAUGGAGCUUGAACCAGAAGAAGAUGAUGAUUACGAGGUUGUAAAGGACCCAUCUAAAAAGACUGCAGACACAGCAGAACCAGUACCAGAUGAUGGAAAAGCCGAACCACCCAAGACACGGCCCUUAGAAACAGAAUUCAUGGAAGGAUACUCGCCUCCCUCCUCACCUGUGGACUCUGAUGUAGAAUAUUCUCCAAAACACAAGAUGCCAAGAUCUCAACCUGAAGCAGACCUGGAGUCGACUUCGAAACUAGAAUCUCAAUCCAGUCCAACUGUUUCACAUGACUCAACAAAUGAAUUUUUCAGAACACAAACUGAGGAACUUCCAAAUACUGUCACAAAAAUGAAAGAGCCUUCAUCCAUUCCUGUCAACGAAGAUGUGGACUUUCCAGACAAUGAUGAUGAAUGGUCAGAUGAGGCACAAGAUAUUUUGGUUAAACCCUCCAACCCCAUCCCAAAUCCAUACAACCUGUCCAACAUGGAUGAAAAGAUUACUACACCUGGGAAAGAAGCAUGUACUGAGGCUGUUAAAACUAGCUUUAUGCAAGAUGAUAUAUAUGACAGACAAUCAUUUGAUUAUGAUUAUGAUGGAGUCUCUUCCUUGGAUGACAUUGAUGAAAGAGAGUCAUAUAACCCAAAGGACCAGCUUCCUCCAGAUCCUUAUCAAAUCCACAAUGAAGCAAGCAGCAGACAACAAAAUCUGGACAAAUUCACUUCACAGAACGAUGACGGGGUUGAUCAACCUGUUUCAAAAGUAUAUCCGCAAGACCCAUAUUCCUCAUUCCGAAGUGAGCCAUUGAGCAACAUCAAGGAGACGAAGGAGAAGAAAACUGACAUUGACAAAAAUAGUAACUCCAUUCUAACACAAGAAAUUAAGUCACAGGUCCAGAAGAACACACAAUUAUCUGACCUCAUGUGUGACACAACCACCAACCAAGAAACCAUUGAGUCUCUGUCUGGACCAACAGACAGCUUUGUGGAGUUCAUGCGAGAGUGUCUGAAAUCACGGCAGGAUGAAGACGCUGAGAACAUGGAGCAUGAUAUUUCUCAAAAGAGUGACUUCUCAAAAACCACUGUCCAGUCCCCUCCAACCAUGGUGAUGGAUCUUGAGCAGGAACAGCUCACAAUCAGUGCUCUCAAAGAGUUGGGUAGCAGUCAAGAGGAGGAGGAGGAGGAGGCAGACAAAGCAGGCCCCGAUGCUGGAUCCAUACAGCAGUCUUCCAGUACCUCAGUUCCUAACCCUCCAUGCACCCAGAGCAAUGUUACAUUCGACAACACAUAUUCCAGAGAGGUAGAAGUCAUCGAUGAAUUGGUGGCAGAAGCGUAUCAUCUUGCUGAGCAUGUCUUGACAGCAAUACUAACCCACUUAUCAGUCAAGGACCUGAUCCACUGGCGGGACCCCAAGAAGUCGGGCGUGGUGUUCGGUCUGACGAUGCUGUUGCUGCUGUCGCUGGCAGCCUUCAGCGUCAUCAGCGUGGUGUCCUACCUGCUGCUGGCCCUGCUUUGCGUCACCAUCACCUUCCGCAUCUACAAGUCUGUCGUCCAGGCCGUGCAGAAGUCCAGUGAGGGACAUCCCUUCAAAGCGCUGAUAGAUAAGGAUGUCAGCAUCCCACCAGAGACUUUCCGCAAGCACGUGGACGCCAGUCUGACCUACAUCAACCGAGCACUGAAGCAGAUGAGCCGCCUCUUCCUGGUCGAGGACCUCGUGGACUCCCUAAAGCUGGCUGUGGUCAUGUGGCUUCUGACCUACGUAGGAGCCGUCUUCAAUGGAAUCACCAUCCUCAUCCUCGCUGACAUCCUCCUCUUUGCUGUGCCUCCCAUCUACGAGAAGAACAAGACCCAGAUUGAUCAGUAUAUUGAUCUGGUGCGUACUCAAGUCAACACCACAAUUGCAAAGUUGCAAGAGAAACUUCCUGGAGCUGUGAAGCGCAGCAAAGCUGAAUGAUCCACCGCCUCGCAUUAGAAACCUCCUCAUCACCAUCAUCCUCAUUUACAUCACCAUCUUAAGCCCCUUUACCUCCCCCUCUCUCUAUUAAACCCCGCCCCCAGUCUAACUCCUCCCCUACUCCAUCAUCCAACAAACAUCAUCCUAUUACACUGAACCUUGCUAGGUAGAAAAUCUGAGCUACUCUAUUCAAAACUACUGCGCAGCUUAACUUGCAAGCAUUAGAAAAGAACUGUGCCUGUGCAGACAGGAAGCGCGUCGCUAGCGAGGAAGUGAUGUAACGCCGCGGCUGACCCCGCCUGUCUGUGGGCGCCCCACGGGGGAAUGGAGGCAGGGUCGAGUGAACUAGACUGAAUCUAUGACCUGGUUUCAUCUGCGAGCAGGGGGUGGAUGAUGGCUGUUUGUCACACAAAAGCAAAUGUCUGUACUUAAAAACACACGUUUCCUGAAGGUAGACAGAUAACUUAAGCUGGAAAGAAAAGGAAAAAUGUUUAAAAAGAAAAAAAAAAAAGAAUAAACCAACCUUUUGGGUGUUUUGUGGCUAAGCUUAUCCUGCUCUCUUGCUCUACAGCUGUUGGUUAAAUCUAGGUUAAUGUUGGAAGCCGGGAAUGGGCUGUUACUGAUUGGCCUGUUUGUUGAGUUUGUUUUCAUUCACCUUUACAGGCACUUGUAUAUGUAAGUUUCUGCAAUGCACUGAACUUUUGUUUUUUUAAACCCAUGAGCAGGUUGAAAUAAAAGGAUUGGAACUCUGAGCCAGCUGUGAUAAUUUGGUCUAGUUCACCCUCUUUUGAUCAGAUGCAUUUUUUGACCAGUUUUCUGUAUGUAAAUACACCUUCUAACAGGCUCUCUCUGCUGUGUGGAACACAUUAGCCUCGCUUUUUAUAUGGAAGGACAGUUCCCUCCCGUACAGCAGUCCUGACUCCUUCUGUCGCACCUGUUCAAGCCACACAGUGUUGAUGUGUCACAUUCACCUGUACAUUUUGAUUCUACUUCUCACUACUUAUUACUAUUAUUAAUAUUAAUUAUAGGACAGCUGCUUUGACUCCCUACUAGCUUGGCAUCGUUAGCGUCACUGAGCUUCAUAAUGUAAAUCUGGAGGGUUUUUUUACACUCCUCCUGGGAAUUAAAGUCCUGUUUGUUUGUGAUAAGUUAAGAGACGCACUCCCUGAUGUGUUUUCACACCCCUAAAUCUAAAACAUCCACAUCUGAUCCUCUGGAGAUCAUCUACAAACGGCUCCAGUGUCUGAUUGUAAUAAAUCACUAAAUAACUAUCAGACUUGAGCCACAUUUGACUUAUUUUCUGCCUUGAAAUUAGUUGACUUUUUAAAUGGAAUCACAAAU
This is a messenger RNA of Sphaeramia orbicularis (orbiculate cardinalfish), 4760 nucleotides long. It is a transcript of the gene rtn3, whose product is annotated as reticulon 3. Lineage: Eukaryota; Metazoa; Chordata; Actinopteri; Kurtiformes; Apogonidae. The record is from RefSeq and is a predicted model, not a curated record. The coding region runs from base 201 to 3419 and encodes 1072 amino acids. Gene Ontology annotation, biological process: endoplasmic reticulum tubular network formation; brain development; neuron differentiation. Gene Ontology annotation, cellular component: neuron projection; endoplasmic reticulum membrane; postsynaptic density. The transcript has 10 exons.